This is a messenger RNA of Miniopterus natalensis, 1318 nucleotides long. Lineage: Eukaryota; Metazoa; Chordata; Mammalia; Chiroptera; Miniopteridae. The record is from RefSeq and is a predicted model, not a curated record.
GGGGAGAAUGCCGCCUGGGGUGGGUAAGUUUGGGGCUCUGGUGCCGCUGGAAUUCCCCGUUGUCGCGCACGCCCCGGCCCUCGGACCUGCAAGUGCCUCCUCCCGCCGGAGGUGCGCGGAGCUCCCUUUGUGUGCCAGGUCCGAUCCGUACUGGGUGCAAUGAAAGCUCCACGCAGGCCUUACCAUGGAAGGCUGUGACUCGCCCGUCGUCUCGGGGAAGGACAAUGGGUGCGGUAUCCCUCAGCACCAGCAAUGGACUGAACUCAACAGCACCCACCUCCCCGACAAACCCAGUAGCAUGGAGCAGUCCCCAAGCGAGAACCACGGGCCCCUGGACAGCCUGAGGGCCCCUUUCAAUGAGCGCCUCGCGGAGAGCACCGCCUCGGCCGGCCCCACCGCCGAGCCCGCCGGCAAAGAGGUCAGCUGCAACGAGUGCGCGGCCUCCUUCGCCAGCCUGCAGACCUACAUGGAGCACCACUGCCCCAGCGCGCGCCCCCCGCCGCCCCUGAGGGAGGAGAGCGGGAGCGACACCAGCGAGGAGGGCGACGAGGAGAGCGACGUGGAGAACCUGGCUGGGGAGAUAGUCUACCAGCCCGACGGCUCGGCGUACAUCGUCGAGAGCCUGAGCCAGCUGACCCAGAGCGGCAGCGGGCCUCUCCCCUCGCUCUUUCUGAACUCUCUCCCCGGCGCGGGGGGCAAGCCGGGGGACCCUUCGUGUGCUGCACCCGUCUACCCACAGAUCAUCAACACUUUCCACAUAGCCUCAUCCUUCGGGAAGUGGUUCGAGGGCCCCGACCCGGCUUUCCCGAAUACCUCAGCCCUGGCGGGGCUCAGCCCCGUCCUGCACAGCUUCCGCGUGUUCGACGUGCGACACAAAAGCAACAAGGAUUACCUGAACAGCGACGGCUCUGCCAAAAGCUCCUGCGUAUCCAAAGAUGUCCCCAACAAUGUGGACCUGUCCAAAUUCGACGGCUUCGUGCUCUACGGCAAGAGGAAGCCCAUCCUGAUGUGCUUCUUGUGCAAGCUCUCCUUCGGGUACGUCCGUUCCUUCGUCACCCACGCGGUGCACGACCACCGCAUGACCCUGAGCGAGGACGAGCGGAAAAUUCUUAGCAAUAAGAACAUCUCCGCUAUCAUCCAAGGGAUCGGCAAGGACAAGGAACCCCUCGUGAGUUUUCUGGAACCAAAAAACAAAACCUUUCAGCACCCCUUCGUUUCCACAGCUAACCUCAUAGGCCCCGGACACAGUUUUUACGGUAAAUUCAGCGGCAUUCGGAUGGAAGGCGGGGAGGAGGCCCUCCCGGCCGCUCGGUCCUGA